Echinops telfairi (small Madagascar hedgehog) is the source of this 4191-nucleotide messenger RNA. RefSeq names its product ssemaphorin 4F (gene SEMA4F). The annotation marks the transcript as partial. Gene Ontology annotation, biological process: negative chemotaxis; negative regulation of axon extension involved in axon guidance; semaphorin-plexin signaling pathway. The record is from RefSeq and is a predicted model, not a curated record. NCBI's taxonomy places the organism in Eukaryota, Metazoa, Chordata, Mammalia, Afrosoricida, Tenrecidae. Gene Ontology annotation, molecular function: semaphorin receptor binding; chemorepellent activity. The transcript is spliced from 14 exons.
CUGCUGCUGCUGCUGCUGCUGCUGGCCGUGUUGAGCGGCCCAGUGUCCGGCCGCGUCCUCCGGUCGGUGCCCAGGACCUCGCUUCCCAUCUCUGAGGCUGACUCCUACCUCACUCGGUUUGCUGUCCCUCAGAUACAGAAUUACUCAGUUCUCCUUGUGGAUCCUGCUUCUCACACACUUUAUGUCGGCGCCCGGGACACCAUCUUGGCUUUAUCUCUGCCCUUCUUAGGGGAGACACCCCGCCGGAUUGACUGGACGGCGCCUGAGGCACACAGGCAGAACUGUAGGAAGAAAGGCAAGACGGAGGACGAAUGUCACAAUUUUGUCCAGAUUCUCGCCAUUGCCAAUGCCUCUCACCUCCUCACUUGCGGCACCUUCGCUUUUGAUCCGAAGUGCGGGGUUAUUGAUGUGUCCAGUUUCCGGCAGGUUGAAAGACUUGAGAGUGGCCGGGGGAAAUGUCCUUUUGAGCCAGCUCAGCGGUCAGCAGCUAUAAUGGCUGGAGGCGUCCUCUACGUGGCCACGGUGAAAAACUACCUGGGGACGGAGUCGAUUAUCUCCCGGGCUGAGGGUCGAACUGAGGACUGGAUUCGGACAGAGACCUUGCCGUCCUGGCUUAAUGCCCCAGCUUUUGUCGCUGCCGUGUCCUUGAGCCCAAACGAGUGGGGGGAUGAAGAUGGAGACAACGAAAUCUACUUCUUCUUUACGGAGUCUUCCCGGAUAUUUGACUCCUACGAGCACAUUAAAGUCCCGCGGGUGGCCCGCGUGUGUGCGGGGGACCUUGGGGGCCGGAAAACCCUCCAGCAGAAGUGGACGACAUUUCUGAAGGCUGAUCUGCUGUGUCCAGGGCCUGAGCAUGGCCGGGCCUCCAGAGUCCUGCAGGACAUGGCCAUCCUUCGACCAGAGAAUGGAGCAAGGACCCCCAUCUUUUAUGGCAUCUUUUCCUCCCAGUGGGAGGGAGCUGCCAUCUCUGCUGUGUGUGCCUUCCUACCACAAGACAUUCGGACAGCGCUGAACGGUUCCUUCAGAGAACUGAGGCAUGAUUGCAACAGGGGACUGCCUGUCCCGGACAACGAUGUGCCCCAGCCCAGACCUGGAGAGUGCAUCACCAACAACAUGAAGCUCCAACAGUUUGGCUCGUCUCUCGCCCUGCCUGACCGUGUGCUCACCUUCAUUCGGGACCACCCGCUCAUGGAUAAGCCGGUGUUACCAGUCAAUAGCCAUCCCCUGCUGGUCACUACAGAAACCGUCUAUCUCAGACUUGUGGUCCACACAGUGACUAGCCUCUCGGGGAAAGACUAUGAUGUGCUCUACCUGGGGACAGAGGAUGGACACGUCCACCGAGCGGUGCGGGCUGGAGCCCAGCUCAGCGUCCUCGAGGACCUGCCCUUAUUCUCAGAGCCACAGCCCAUUGAGAGCAUGAAGUUGUACCAUGAAUGGCUUCUGGUUGGCUCCCCAAAUGAGGUGACGUUAGUAAACAUGACCAACUGUGGCCGUCUGCAGAGCUGCUCAGAGUGCAUCUUGGCACAAGACCCCGUCUGUGCCUGGAGCUUCCAACUGGGGGCUUGUGUGCCCCAUACUGGGGAGCAUGGAGGGCUGGUGCAGGGCAUGGAGUCAGUGGAUGUCUCUUCCUUGUGUCCCAAGGACCCUGGAGAACACCCAGUCGUGUUUGAAGUUCCCGUGGCAACAGCUGCACACGUGGUCUUGCCCUGCUCCCCAAGCUCAGCAUGGGCAUCCUGUGUGUGGCACCAGCCUGGUGGGGUGACUGCUCUCACCCCGAAACGAGACGGGCUGGAGGUGGUAGUGACCCCAGGGGCCAUGGGUGCCUAUGCCUGUGAAUGUCAGGAGGGUGGGACAGCACGCGUUGUGGCCGCUUACAGCUUGGUCUGGGGCAGCCGGGGCGCCACUAGCCAGGCCCAUACGGUGGGGGUGGGGCUUGUUGGCUUCUUGCUGGGGGUUCUUGCAGCCUCCCUGACGCUCCUCCUGAUUGGUCGGCGGCAGCAGCGACGGAGGCAGAGGGAGCUCCUGGCACGAGACAAAGUGGGCUUGGACCUGGGAGCACCACAGUCCGGGACCACAAGCUACAGCCAGGACCCUCCUUCCCCGUCUCCUGAGGAUGAGCGGCUGCCUCUGGCCCUGGCCAAGAGGGGCAGUGGCUUCGGGGGCUUUCCCCCACCCUUCCUGCUGGAUCCUUGCCCAAGCCCAGCCCACAUCCGGCUCACGGGGGCUCCGCUAGCGACCUGCGACGAGACAUCCAUCUAGAGCUGAACAGGUGACUGCUAGCCCACGGUGAUCACGGCAGUGGAACUGUGGGAGUCACGUGCCUGGAAGACCAUCAGGGCCUUUGAGGGGUUUAUUUGGGGGGCUGAGUGAUCGCUUGGACUUUAGUAUGUGCCCUUGCUGGGCCUGGAAGGGCUACUGUCACAUCCAGCAGAGCCCAUGAUUCCUCUGGGAUCUCAGAGCUGCUGCCCUGCUGGCCGUCGGGACUCCACCCCCCUGCUCGCUGCGCUGUCUGUGGCCUCUGCAACCCCGGCCCCUUACGUUUUGGCAAAGGCCGGUACGGCAACGGUGGCUUCGGUUUCUGGUUGGGCCCUCACCAGAAGGUGAAGCCACGGAUGUGGCUGGCCCUGUCGUGCACUGAUUUAUUCUGUGGUUUUGCCACUUCUCCCAGGUUAUCUGACUCUGUGGGGAGUGCAUGGUCCCCAAGUCGCAAUGUGGAAUCUACCCUGAGGUCCUCCCGUGGAAGAGCAUAUGUAAAUACCUGGGUGUUCACAGGGGGCCUGGUCAUGGGUGCAUGAAUGACUGGGUCUGUGCUUCGGUGUCUUUAUGGGGGGCCAUAUGGGAGAAGGGCAGAGUGGGGGCAUUGCCAGCAGAACUUUCCACCCUGUGAUCCUGUAGUCAGCAAGGGAAUGGCUUUCCCUUUUCAAAAGAAACAAGCCACUGCCCCUCCCCAGAUGACCCCCACAGCCUUUCUCCAAAUUUCGUAGAGAAAACUUUUGAAGUGCCCUUCUGGAUCGUAAGGGCAGUGGUACCCACGACCCCUCUUUCUCUUUGGUUUUUGCCUCCUGGCUGCCACCACUGCCAUGCCACACUGCUUUCCCUCUGACUAAUGUUGGGCUGAACCCUCUGCCUUGGCUCCCAUUAAAAACACACUUCACAUCAUUCUAAAUUGAAAUGGAGGCAAAAGGGAAACAGUUGCAAGAGCCUUGGGCAGCACUGGGGUGGGUUUAUAGCAGUGACUUUACUCAGGGUAACACCCUUGCCCUCAAGCAGGGAUUCUCCAUGUGGGGUCCACAGACUCCCUGAAAUUAUAUGCAAAGCAUUUGUACUUAUAUGUCUGUAUUUUUCUUUUGGGGGGGCAGGGUGGUGGUGGUGGAGGUUUUAGGGCUCUCAUCAGAUCCCCCAGGCUCUAGCAAAGACAAAGGACCCCUAGCCCCUGGGGUCACUGUGCUUUGGCCAAAUUGAGAUGAAACCACUCUGGCAGCUUUUCCAGGCCCCGCUGCCCCUGUCCUGUGGCUGGCACUUGGACUUAGAGCCACCAAACAACUUCUUCUUCCGGCCCAACCUGUGAGCUGGGCUCUAUGCAUAUUUGAAGAUACUGUCCCUGGGUGGCACAAGCAGUUAAGCACUUGUCUAAUAGCUGAAAGGUAGAUGGUUCGAACCCACCCAGAGGUGCCUUGGCAAACAGGCCUGGAGUUCUGUUUCUGGGAGGUCGCGUCUGUGAAAGCCUUAUGGAGCAGUUCUACUCUGUGCACAUAGGGUCACCUGGAGUCCCACUAAACUCAUCGGCGCCAAGCAACAACAGCACCUCUCACCACACGGACACACCUCUUCUUGCUUCACGACUCCUACAUGCUCCAAGCUUCUGCUCGGUUUCCGGCUUGGUCUGCAAACGUGCCUCGUCCAUCCCUGGUGAGAGACCUUACUGGGCUCCAAUGGAAAAACCAGCCCUUCCCAGUGGAAGUUUCAGCUCCACAUGUCCUUACAGCAGCCUGUGAACUACUCAAAAGAGUCCCCUUGGGUUUGGAAUGCUCAGUGGUUUUGCUAUUAGUAAGCGUGUGACCUUUGGCAGGUAAUCUAACUAAAGGACAUCAGUUUACUUCUCUGUAACAUGGGGAUAAUAAUACCUACCUCAGGGUUGCUACAAGGAUUAUAUGAGAACGUAUGUAAACAAUAAAUCACUAUACCAACAGA